Gossypium raimondii (Peruvian cotton) is the source of this 992-nucleotide messenger RNA. RefSeq names its product germin-like protein subfamily 3 member 2. Gene Ontology annotation, cellular component: cell wall. Gene Ontology annotation, molecular function: manganese ion binding. The transcript has a single exon. NCBI's taxonomy places the organism in Eukaryota, Viridiplantae, Streptophyta, Magnoliopsida, Malvales, Malvaceae. Bases 136 to 807 code for a protein of 223 amino acids. The record is from RefSeq and is a predicted model, not a curated record.
GAUUAUUGCUUUUUUAGUCAUGUUUGGAGCGUAUUUAGCUUUAAAGCAAGUUUUAUGCUUUAUUUGCUUCUAUAUAUACCGAUCUGAACAUCCUCUAGGAGUUACAGAGAUUUGAUUUAUUUGUAGGGAAAAAAAAUGGUAGAAAAAUCAUGGGUUUUGAUUGUACUAGUGGUAUUUAUCAUGCAUGGGGAUGAAAGUUUAGCCUCGGACCCUGAUCCGAUUCAGGAUUUCUGCAUUCCAAACCCCAAAUUUGGAGCUAUAAAAACAGCUCAUCUCAGCAUUCUACCCUGCAAAAACUCGUCGGAGGCAACCACCGAUGAUUUCGUCUUCUCGGGGUUAAAAUCCAGUGGAAACUUCACAGACACAGGCCUGGCAACCUUCCCAGUGAACCCCACAAUCUUUCCAGGGAUCAACACACUAGGGAUAUCAUUUGUGCGAGCCGACUUGAAAGUUGGUGGGAUAAAUCCACCCCAUUUUCACCCCAGAGCCACUGAGAUUGCCUACGUGGUGCAAGGAAGUGUUUAUUCAGGCUUUGUUGAUUCAAACAACCGAGUUUUCUCCAGGGUGAUUGAGCAAGGAGAAGUUAUGGUGUUUCCAAAAGGUCUGCUUCACUUUCAGAUGAAUGUGGGUGAGAAGCCUGCUACAAUAUUUGCGUGUCUUAAUAGCCAAAACCCAGGACUUCAAAAGAUUCCAUCUGCCAUUUUUGGGUCUGGUAUCAACGAGGAGCUUUUGGAGAAGGCUUUUGGCCUCAAUCAUAAGCAGAUUGGGACCAUGAGAAGAAGAUUUGAUCCUAAAACAGUGAACUAAACAUUUUACUUGUCUUGGAAAAUAUGAAAGAGUAAGUUACAAAAAUUUGGAUGAAAGAUUAAUUAUGUUGUCUGUUUAUGUUACAGUUUCUGUUCCUUUACAAUGUAUUGCUUAUAGUUUGGUUCCUAUUUUUGUAGUAAUUUUGGAGGACAGAUACAUGAAGGAAAGUCCAUGUUUUAGUUUUC